Messenger RNA from Ciona intestinalis (vase tunicate), 1533 nucleotides. NCBI's taxonomy places the organism in Eukaryota, Metazoa, Chordata, Ascidiacea, Phlebobranchia, Cionidae. The record is from RefSeq and is a predicted model, not a curated record.
UAUAUUCAUUCCUCCAAGGGGAGAUUAAGGUGCGUAAAUAUGUUUAGCUACUUUUUCUUGAUUAUUUUGCUAAUAUCCAUCGUAAAUGGAAAGAAGGGAUUAGUUUGCAAAGAUGGAGACAACGAACCAUGUAGAUGCGAUUUAGUGGAUGGAUCAGGAAUCAUUGAUAUUUCGUCUCUGGGAAACCAUUCUUACCCACGAUGGACAAAUAUUAGCGCCCCAACACCACUUAACGGCCCAUUAUAUUCCUACAAUCCAUGUUAUCCUUUCACGGAUGGAAACUUGAAAAAUCUCGCAGCAUUGCAAAUAGCAAGUGGCGACAAGUAUGAUAUUGGAAGUCAGACAACAGCUGUAUUCGUUCAAGUGGGUGACCAAAUAGCGAUCAAUUAUACAGCAAACAGUUUACUUGGAGAUUCUCGGCACAGUCAAGUGACCUUGACCUGUUCAAAAGGGAAACAAGACAAUUUUAUUGUUAAAGGAGAAGUCACACCCAAUUCAGGAUUUUACAAAUUCGAAUUAGUUGGAAACACUCUUUGUCCAAAGAAAUCUGGUGGUGGGCUGAGUGCUGGUUCUGUUCUUCUAAUAAUAUUCUUUGUUUUGUUGUUCGUGUAUCUAGUCGGGGGGAUUUUAUAUAAUAGAUAUAAAAAUGAAGAAACUGGUUUAGAUAUGUUACCCAACAAGGAGUUCUGGGCAUCUCUACCCGGUCUUAUUGCGGAUGGGAUCAAGUUUAUAUUUGGUGGAUGCAAAGCCAGUCCAAGUUCAUACGACAACAUAUAGAUGGGAAGGUUUAUUGAACAAAUUGAAGCGCUGUCCUGACUUACAUGACAGCUAGUGCAAUAUUUACAAACGAAAACAGUCGACCUUAACACUAAGUUAUAAUUGGAAAGUUUAAAAGUCCGUGUUUCACCCUACCAAAAAUAAGCUGUUUCCUGAAUUUAAAUAAAAAUCGAAGGAACUGUCAGAACUGUAACAUAAUUACAGAAAUGUGUCAAACAAUCAAUGGUAUACAUUUACAUACUUGUCCAAUUACAAAUCAAAAUUUCAAUUACACAUUUAUGGUUGAACUUAUCGUAUAGUAUGUUGGAAAUCAGGACAAAAUUUGGGUUACUUUUUAAAUAUCUCUUUACGGUGGUACCUAUUUAAUGACUGCUCUGUUAAGCGUAUCCGUUUAACACCGUUAUUAAGCAUUACAUUUCGGUGUUAAACGAAUACAACGUUUUUGCAGAACAUUAUUUGUCACCUGCUAGAACCGUUAAGACCGACACAGAUAAAUUUCCAUAUUCCAAUCUAAUAGGCCGGAAGCUGCAGACGUAUCAGAGUAAACCGUAUAUCUAGACAAUUGUUGACCGAUAAAUGCUGUCGUUCAUCUGUUACGUUUCUGUUAUGUAAUCAUCGUGCCCAUUGUCACGGACUACAUUGUAGUUAUCGCCUUUUUACUGCGUUGUAAAAUACUGUUACUCGUUCCUUGUGUUCGCCUCCAAAAAGGCAUUAAUCGAAGCAAGAUUAUUAUUUAAUAAACUGGAUAUUCAUGCA